UAAAAAACAUAGAGAGUGACCGUUUCCUCCACCUCAUCAAAAUCUGGUAGGCCGCCAACACUUGUAUAGAAGAACACAAAAAAGAAAAAGAAAAUCCAAUUCAAUUACACAAUUUUUUUUUUUGGGCACUAAUUCCACUUUAUUGGGAAAAUCAAAUCCCAUUAGCCUGCAUCUACCAUCGUCUCUCCUUUUUUCACAUUUUUUUUGGCUUCCAUUUUCUGUAUAUACGGUGGUUUUGCAGGCUAAAACGAGGUAAUCUAGAUACAAUUUUGCUCUGAAAUCCCCUCAUCAUUUAUUUAUUUAUUUUUGAUAUUAUUGGCAAUUUUAUGGUGAAUUUUCUAUAAAAAUGCAACACAGUAUAUUCACAACAAUGCGUAGCUUAAAACUCUCGGAAGGAUGUAAAGCAACUCAAGUUUAUGCUUUCAAUCCAACCGGUGGACAAGCCGGUGGCGGUGGUUAUGGCGGUAAAGUUGGAGGGAAGUUCUUACAACAUCUACAAGAUCUAAGAGCUAAUUCAAUUCGGACGAAAUCGAGUCGAAAUUCCCAUCCACCGACUAACCAUAACCAAACGACAAGAACAAAUGUCUCUGUCGAAAGUUUAUUGCCAGCUGGUCUUCCGACCGUUGAUCUCAUCGAGCCAAGGAUUGAGCCUUGUCUUAAAUCUGUGGAUUUCGUCGAAUCAUUAGCUGAUGUCUAUACAAAAGUCCAGAAUUCUUCGCAACUGGAGAAAUCAGACAGAUUUCUUGAGCAAUGUGCGGUGUUUAAGGGUUUGUCUGAUCCGAAAUUGUUUCGGAAUAGUCUAAGGAGUGCGAGGCAGCAUGCUGUGGAUGUGCAUUCCAAGGUUGUUUUGGCUUCGUGGUUGAAGUUUGAGAGGAGGGAGGAUGAAUUGAUUGGUUUGUCGGCUAUGGAUUGCUGUGGAAGAAAUUUAGAAUGUCCUAGGGCCUGUUUGAUGUUGGGAUAUGAUCCCGACUCAGUGAAGGAUCCUUGCGUGUGUUUAAGAUGGCAGCCGGAGGAGGAUGUUUUGAUGGGGGAUGAAGAAUACUUGACUUUUGAUGCUGAUGAGGAUGGUGGUGGUGAUGAUGGAUGUGAUAUGUCAUUUUGCAUUGGUGAUGAUGAAAUUAGAUGUGUAAGAUAUAAUGUGGCAUCACUUUCUAGACCUUUUAGAGCAAUGCUGUAUGGGGAGUUUAAGGAAUCGAGGAGGGAGAAGAUAAAUUUUACGCAGAAUGGGAUAUCGGCAGAGGGAAUGAGUGGGGCGAUGGUGUUUAGCCAGACGAAAAGAUUGGGCACGUUUGGUCCAAAGAUUGUUUUGGAGAUUCUUUCUUUGGCAAACAGGUUUUGCUGUGAGGAAUUGAAGUCAGCUUGCGAUGCUCAUUUGGCAUCCUUGGUUUGUGAUAUGGAGAGUGCCGUGAUUCUAAUUGAGUAUGGAUUGGAGGAGGGUGCAAACCUUUUGGUGGCAGCUUGUUUACAGUUGUUUUUGAGAGAGCUUCAAUUUUCAAUGAACAAUCCUUAUGUGAUGCGACUGUUGUGUGGAUCUGAGGGCAGGGAGAGAUUGGCUUCAGUUGGCCAUUCUUCAUUUUUGUUGUAUUAUUUUCUGAGCCAGAUUGCUAUGGAGGAAGAGAUGAAAUCUAACAACACUGUGAUGCUUUUGGAGAGACUGGGAGAAUGUGCCACCGAAGAUUGGCAGAAACAGCUUGCCUAUCACCUUUUAGGUGUUGUUAUGCUCGAAAGAAAAGAGUACAAAGAUGCCCAGAAUUGGUUUGAAGAAGCAGUCGAAGCAGGUCAUAUAUACUCGUCGGUGGGUGUUGCAAGGGCUAAAUACCAUCGAGGCCACAAGUAUUCAGCAUACAAGAUGAUGAACUCGCUGAUAUCUGAUCAUUCACCAGUUGGUUGGAUGUAUCAAGAGAGGUCUUUGUAUUGUACUGGGAAGGAAAAAUUGAUGGAUUUGAACACAGCUACUGAAUUGGAUCCAACACUUCCAUUCCCAUACAAGUGUCGGGCUGUUUUGUUGGUGCAGGAGGACAAACUUGAACCAGCCAUCUCAGAACUCAAUAAAAUUAUUGGUUUCAAGGUCUCUCCUGAUUGCCUUGAAUUACGGGCAUGGAUUUCUAUGGCAUUGGAGGAUUUUGAAGGGGCUCUCAGAGAUGUCCGGGCACUUUUGACUUUGGAUCCAAAUCACAUGAUGUUUUAUGGGAAGAAGCAUGGUGACCAACUAGUAGAACUCCUCUGUCCCUUUGUUCAGCAAUACAGUCAGGCAGACUGCUGGAUGCAACUGUAUGAUAGAUGGUCCUCUGUUGAUGAUAUAGGCUCCCUAGCUGUCGUACACCAAAUGCUGGCAAAUGGCCCCUGGAAGAGCCUUCUACGGUUCAGACAAUCUCUCCUCCUUUUACGGCUAAAUUGUCAAAAGGCUGCAAUGCGUAGUUUGCGGUUGGCUAGAAAUUAUUCUACUUCCGACCAUGAAAGACUUGUCUAUGAAGGAUGGAUCUUGUAUGACACUGGAAAUCAUGAAGAAGCACUAUCCAAGGCCAAGGAGUCUAUUUCAAUUAAGAGAUCAUUUGAAGCUUUUUUCCUUAAAGCAUAUGCUUUAGCAGAUUCAAGUCUUGAUCCUGGGUCCUCAAAGUAUGUUAUUCAACUUUUGGAGGAAGCUCUUAGGUGCCCUUCAGAUGGUCUUCGGAAAGGACAAGCACUGAACAAUCUUGGGAGUGUAUAUGUUGAUUGUGAGAAGUUGGAUCUUGCUGCUGACUGUUACAUGAAUGCACUUGAGAUCAAGCAUACAAGAGCACAUCAGGGUUUGGCACGUGUACAUCACCUAAAAAAUCAAAGGAAAGCAGCAUAUGAUGAGAUGACAAAACUGAUAGAAAAAGCUAGGAAUAAUGCUUCAGCUUAUGAGAAGCGUUCAGAGUAUUGUGAUCGUGAGAUGGCAAAAAGUGAUCUUAGCAUGGCAACACAACUAGAUCCACUAAGAACAUAUCCAUACAGACACAGGGCAGCAGUUUUAAUGGAUGACCACAAAGAAGCGGAAGCCAUAAAAGAGCUUACAAGGGUCAUAGCUUUCAAGCCAGACUUGCAGCUGCUGCAUCUUCGAGCAGCAUUUUAUGAUUCAAUGGGUGAUAAUGGCUCCACCCUUCGAGACUGUGAAGCAGCUCUCUGUCUUGAUCCCAAUCACAAAGGUACCAUUGAGCUCUAUAAGAGAAUACGGCAGGGUAAUGAACAAGAAAAAUGAGAACCAGAAGUCCAUGCUUGUAUCUUUAGUAUCUGGGCAAUCACAUCAUUGCCACCACAUUUUCUUAUAUUUGGUGCUAGAAAGGCCAGUUUUCCUAGGGUUUUUUUUUGGAUUUUAUCCAUAGAUACACAGACAUCCCAGUGUCCUUUUCGUGAAAGGAAUUUCAGCAGAGGAAGAAAGGGAUAAUUUGAAUUUAACAAGAAAGGGGUUGUAGAAAGUGGGAUAGCUUGUAAAUGUAUGUGAUAUCCUGCCACUGCCCCAUAUUUCACUUCAGCAAAGAUUGAAAUGAGUGUAUCAUUGUUGAAAGAAACAUGCACAUGAAUGGCAGCGUAUGCUGAAGUCUGCCUUGUUAAGAGGCUUACGGAUUAACUGAUUUUUGCUGAAGUCAUACUGUAGUGUCUAUUGUUCUUUGUGCUUCACAAUUUUCUCAUAAAAUUCAUACCCAAUUUUCCA
Molecule: messenger RNA, 3673 nt
Organism: Populus euphratica (Euphrates poplar)
Lineage: Eukaryota; Viridiplantae; Streptophyta; Magnoliopsida; Malpighiales; Salicaceae
Product: ethylene-overproduction protein 1-like
Exons: 4
Coding region: 347-3220 (957 amino acids)
Biological process (GO): negative regulation of ethylene-activated signaling pathway
Molecular function (GO): protein binding
Source: RefSeq, a predicted model, not a curated record